UAACCUCACCAUUCAAAACAAAUACACGUGUGUUCACCACACGAUUUCUAAACUCAACUUUUAAUGUGAAAUUAAGUUUGUUCACGAUGAAAAACAAAUCGGCACGACACAAAAGUGAAAACACUUUUAAGUUUAUUCCCUUUGCGGAGAGAAUCAACAACAUAGAUGUGGACAUAUUCCACAAAGUUGCACAUGAAUAUGAAACACAACUGGAAGAGGAUGAAUGCAUCUUUCAUCAGACUAUCAAUAAAUGGAAUGUGCUCAAUCUCACAGAGUUCUAUGACAAUUUCAAGAAAGACAUUCAUGCUUUCAAUGUUGUCACACUACCACAGUUGAUUUUCAACAAGGAGAACAUCAAAACUGUGCUAGUGAAACAUUUACUACUGAAAAAUGAACUUGCACUACAGCCUUUACUUGAUUUGGUGGUUGCUUUAGCAAAAGACUUGAGACAAGACUUCUAUCCUUUCUAUCAUGACUUUUUUGAAGUAUUUGUUAGCAUACUACACACAAAUAAUUCAGAAGUAUUGGAGUGGACAUUCCACUGUCUGGCUUAUUUAUUUAAAUUUCUUUGGAGGCCAAUGAUUGCUGAUAUUGGUGCAGUAUUUAAACACUUAUUGCCUCUUCUUGGAGAAGAAUAUCAUGGCUACAUCAACAACUUUGCUGCUGAGAGUUUUGCAUUUGUGGCUAGGAAAGUCAAAGAUUUCAAGAGUUUUCUUUUUAUGAUACUUAAAAAUGUCAAACAAUACAAUAAUGGUAUAUCGGGUUGUGGCCGCUUAAUAUACGAAAUCCUCAAGGGAAUAACCGGGCACUUUCACAGUUCUUCAACAACAGUCCUGCCAAUCUUAAUAGAUUCACUCCAAGAAAAGAAUUCUCACCAAGAAGAGUUAUAUCAAGUGCUAGAAAAAGUGAUUGAACAUAUUACCACAACAAUCAACCCUCAACAAGGAGAUCUACUUUAUACAACAUUACUUGCAAGUAUAAACAAACAAAUUAAAAAAGAUCUACAAGACGAGCACGUUGAGAAAACUUUAAAAUUGCAAUUAACACUAUUGGGGCAAUCUUUAGAGUAUAAAUCCGGUAAAUUUUUGAACAAUUCAACAGCAAGUGUUGUUCAAGAGAUCCAAAAACUUGUUACGACUAAUUUACCGACAGAUGUUACUCUUACUGUCGUACAAAUUGCAAUUGUAUUGCUACAAUCACACGCAAUAAAUUUGACUCAAGCUCAAGCAAGCUCAUUAGUACAGAAAAUUCUCAUUCAUAAAGAACAACAGGUUCUUUUGUACUUCGUUGAGAAUACAUUUGACUAUCCGCUAUUUAAAACUUCUAUACUACCGACUUUUUUGAGAUAUUUCGGUCAAACAAUAACUGCUGAAGGGGAUACCAUAAAAGUCGAUGAGAAAUUUUUGACUUUAAUAUCAAAAUUAUUACUGCACAAAGCGCCAAUGUGCUUUGCCAGCGAAUCAAAUGCUGAUUUAAUUGCAUGGUUGCCUUAUACAAUUGAUUGUAACAAGAAUGAACAGAUAACUAAAUAUCUAAUGAAAUUUAUUACUGUUGAGUGUGAUAGUCUUGAAGAAGCAAUCAGUAGACUACUGAUUAUUCCACAUUUGAAAGGCAUAAACACUAAUAAAACAGUACAAGAAGUUAUUUACAAAAAUAUAGAGAAACUUAUUGAAGAAAUUGUCAAAGUUAAAGAAACAAAUUCACUGGACAAAUAUUUAUUACUCUUGAUUGUAAAUCUUGAAAUACACGUUCACAUAUCUCAAGAGUUAGACGUGACUGAAUUACUGGAUUUAUCUACAAAUUAUCAGCACUUGUGGUCUUUGAAAUGCUUAGAUUUGUUCUUUACAUUUACAAGUUUAAAAUGUUCACAACCCAAUGAGAUUCUAAACGAAGAAACGCUCAAACAACUGCACUCAACUUUAAAAUACAACUUCAAUUCACCGUAUCAUAAGUUGAGACUUCACACAACGCAUAUUUACACUUUGUUUGAAUCAUCUGUAUCACACAAAACACAAGAACACAGUUGGAAUGUGUUUUCGUUGUGUUACAAAGUCGAAUCGACAAAUGCACAGGUGGAUACCUACAGAGAUCAGUUGCAGUGUUUAGAAAAGUUUAACUUUGACAAACCACAAAUGCAACUUGCGAAGGAUACAGAUUUUCUUGAUUUGCCUCUGCGAUAUUUAUGUGGUGUAUUAUACAUGAACUUUAAACUACUUUGGGAUCCUGUUGUUGCUAUAAUUGCUUCACAAGCGAAUGGAAUGGAAAUUGAUGCGUUUUGGAAGGUUUACGUUGAAGAAUUACAAACCGCUGCUAAAAACGUACGCCAGACACCGGUUGUUGUACAAAAUAAUGUGUUUACCGAUAAUAAACUGGAUGAUUAUGAGUUUGUUUAUGAUUUAAUUGAUAGAAGUCGUUUGAUUGAUGAUAAAACCGACUUUUUGAACUAUCGAAUCUUAGUUUGGAAAGCAAUGACUUCCUUUGCGCAUGUUGCGGAAGCUAGAAAUCGAGACGUGGUCAAUUUGUUUCUUUCGUUCGUUAACGAGGAAUACAUGAGGACAAAUAGUGAUGUUGCAUUUGUUUUGAAUAUCAAACAAGCAACUGAAGAAGAUAUGGAAGUCACAAUGGAUGAAGAUGUAGAGAAAACUGAAGAAGAACUGGAAUUGGAACGUAUUAAGAAAGAACUAAAGAAACCAGUGCCAAAAUAUGGCGGAAAAGCUGUGCUCAAGUUACUGCUACAUCAUCUUCAGGUAUUUGCGAAAGUAAAGAGUCCCAAGUCGAUGGUGAGGGAACCCGAAUUGUACAAAUUAUAUUUCGAGUUUUUGGCACACAAGAACGCAGAAGUACAGAAAGCAGUCUUAGACUGUUUGAUGACAUAUAAAAAUAAAAACGUUACGCCGUACUCUACACAUCUCUAUAACUUAAUCGAUGAGAAACAGCUAAAAAACGAACUUGUUCAAUUCAAACUGGAUAAAAGUUCAGAACAUAUUCAACCACCGCAUCGUGAGGAUCUCAUUCCGCUGGUGUUGAAGAUAGUUUACAGUAAAAUGGUGAUGAGAACUGGUGGCAAAGCUGGCGGGCAACAGAGACGCAACAUGAUAUUUCGAUUCCUCAGUGGAUGCAUGGAAAGUGAAAUGUUGCUCUUCAUCAAAAUGGCGUUCAAGUUCUACGAUAAAUAUUACAACUCAGAGGAAGAUAUCCUCACAUUAAUAUCGAGUGUAAGCGAUAAUAUUGACCUGGAAAAUUUUAUUCCUCCGAAGCGAUUGUUGAGCACAGAGAAUUUACUGCAAGUUGUAUUCGAAAACUUCGGCAAUUUAAUGAACGAUCAAAUAUUACACUUUGUUUUGAAAAUUAUUUUAUGCAUUGGAGCAACCUUGAAAGGCGCUUUUGUGAAACAACCCGAAAUCCAUGCUGGAUAUUAUAGUAUUUUGAGAACUCUGCGAACAUCUUCAAUAAAAUUAAUUGAACAGUUUUCGUCCAGGUUUGAAUAUGCAUGGGAUGCAGAACAAAUCGAUGCAGUAUUCGAAGUUUUUGUGUGGCCAUACAUCACUAAACUUGAAUUCGAAGGUAUACACAGUCCGACGACUUUGUUAAAAUUAUUGGGAUUCUGGGCAUCAAAUCCAAGAUAUUAUCAAUUAUUAGUUAAACAUCGAAAAGAUGAUAUUCAGAGUUAUCCACUUGCACAUUUGAUAAAAUUACUAAUGAAUCCGAAAGUACAUCUAUCAGUGAAUAACUUUAUAAUGGAAAUGAUAGAAAACAUGCUCAGAUUGACUCUAGACGAUGGUGAAAUGAUGAUACCAGUUGAAAAUGUCCUUCCGAUUGAAGCAAGUAUUUUACAACGAUUGAAAGUACCCGAAAACAAUCUAAACUAUGGAAGUUGCAUUUUAUUACCGCAUGUACCACACAUUCUUCUUAAAAUGAAAGAAAAACUUAUAAAGAAGAAGAAAACUAUCACCAAACGUGAUUUGAUUAUCCUAUCAAGGAUUUCUGAAUUAGUUUGGGAGGCGGAUAUAAGUGAUUCUACUUUAGACUUAAUAAUACCGAUUGUUUCAAAGAAAACUCGUCUGGGUGCCAAGGAAGAAGAACUCACACAACUCCUAACUACAAUUAAGAAUCUAUUACAUAACGUUAAAGAUCCCAAGAAGCAUUUGAAACAUUUAUCUCCUCUGUUUGGAUAUGUGAAAGAAAUGUCAUGCAGGAAGAUACUCUGUGAGAUUUUAACUGACAUUUCGGUUGAUAACUCGGAAUAUUCACUGAUUACCGAAUUAAUGACUGAAUUAAACGCUUGCAAUGCAAGGUGGAUAGAUCAACCCGACUUUGACCGCAGGAUAUCAGCGUUUAGAAAAAUCGAGACACUCUUUAAAGAAAACAAACUCACUUUGGAGUUAUCCAUUCUUUUAAUUUACAAUUCUUUCUAUACGUUAUCAGUAGAAAAAGAUUUGUCUCUGCGGGAAUGUGCAGUUGAUUGUUUGAAAACAAUCACACCGGCGUUGGUAUUAAAUCAUUAUCAAAAUCAACAACAUAAAGACUAUAUUCUUGACCAGACUUUACUUCCGAUGAUCAAAAGUGGAUGUAAAACCGCUAUUCGUAACGAUUGUAUUACCUUACUGGGGCAUUUAGCUAGAGAAUGUGCUGAUACACAUGUUGUACUCAAAGAUUUAAACAAGUUGACGAAUAAAGCAGAUCCUGAAGUAGACUUCUUUGAGAACUUGGUGCAUCUCCAACUACAUAGGCAGGGACGUGCUUUGUUGAAGGUGAAAGAAGUGUUUAGCAAAGAAGAAUUUGCUCCUAAUAUCAGAACACUAACACAGUAUUUAUUACCGUUGGCCACACAUUAUUUGUGUAAUGAUCAGUUCACUAGUAAACAUACAUUGAUAGAUAGCGCUUGUGAUGUGAUUGCAACUUGCGCGAAAUUAAUGCCAUGGCAUCAUUUUGAAGCAUUAUUGAAGCUAUAUCUAAGUAAAUUGAUGCACGACGUACCAAAUCAAAAACAACUGGUGAAAAUUGUUGUGUGUAUUUUGGAUGCUUAUCACUUCGAUUUGAGAAAAGGUCUUGAUGAUGAUAUCGAAGAUUUGAAAGAACCAGUUGAAGAAAUUCAAGUUAAACCUGUGAAUACUGAAGAAGAUGAUGAUGACGAUGAUGAAAAUGAUGAAGAUAAAGACGAGAUUGAAGAAAAAGAAGAUGAUUUAGAAGAGGAUGAAGAUGAAACACCCGAAAAAGUCAAACCCUAUGACAAAAUCACCGUUUUAUGCAAAUCAGCAGCAAAACGCGUCAUAAAAAUCAUCAAGUGUGCCCUGUUACCACAACUCAAUCGUGCCCUAGCGAUGAAAACCACACACGAGAACACCCAUAAACUCAACCACAAACGCGCCACGCGUGAAGAGCGCGAAGAUGAGGACCUCGUCCGCAUUCCCAUCACGCUCGCUGUGGUGAAACUUCUCCAGCGUUUACCGAAAUACCUUCUGGACCGCAACUUGCCAGGCGUGAUCAUGAAGAUAUGCACGUUCCUACGGACGAAACUAGAAAGCGUGCGACGCACAGCACGCGAAACCCUACAGAAAAUCUGCCUGACACUAGGACCAGAUUAUUUAGGAAUUAUCCUUGGCGAAAUGGCUGGUUUACAAUACAAAGGCUUUCAAAUGCAUGUUCUGGUAUUUACUGUACAUGCAAUUUUAAACACAUUGAAAACACAUUACGAACCCGGACAUAUUGAUGCUGUCCUAUUGACUGUGAUAGAUUUCUGCAUGCAGGAUUUGUUUGGAGCGUUAGCAGAUGAACGAGAGGUUGGAAAGAUUACCAGCAAGACUGUGGAGGCGUCGUCUCCGAAAAGUUACGACACACUUCAGAUUCUAGCGCAGUUUAUUACGGAAAAAUGUAUCAUGGAUAUGUUACUGCCGAUUAAAAAGAUUUUAGGCACGUCUCAUUCGUUUAAGGUUGUAAACAAAGCUGAAGAGUGCUUGAAACAAAUUGCGCUUGGAUUAGUGGAUAAUCAAUUCUUAGAUGUGGAAAUAAUACUGAAGUUUGCGUAUGGUACAGCAUCGCAGAGUAUUCCGGAUUUAUUAUUUCAAGAGAAACCAGAAUUGACAGCGAAAGAAUCGGAAAAAUUGGCGAGGCAGAAGCCUGAUUGUUAUAUUAUACCAAAAGCACCUGUUGGCAAGUCGGGGGUGAGAGUAUGCAAAGUUAAAAACUCCCAAACAGCAAACGCACAUUUAUUGGUGGAGUUCGGGUUGAAAUUGUGCAAUAUAUUGCUCAAGCGAGAUAAACUCAAAGAUGGUGAUUAUUCAGGAUAUAUGGAUCCGUUUGUUAGUAUUUUAAAGAAUUGUAUCAACACACCACAUGUCAAGUUGAACACAAUUUCACUCCAAUGUAUGGAAUGGAUGUUAAAAUACGAGCUACCAUCUUUAAAAUCAGACAUCAAGGACAUCACCAAGUCUUUGUUUGCCAUUUUACACAAAUAUGCUUCUGCAGGACUCAAGAAGGGCGACAACUUUGAUUUAGUUAUGGCUUCUUUCAAGACAAUGGCUGUGUUAGUAAGGGAUGUAAAAUACCAUGUGAUACAAACAGAGCAAUUAAAAGUUCUGCUGUUAUACGUCGAGCAAGAUUUGUACAAUCACGAACGUCAAGCAACAGCUUUCGGCCUUCUGAAAGCGAUUAUAGCGCGCAAGUUAAUUGUGCCUGAGCUACCGGAAAUCAUCAUGAAAGUAGCCGAGCUGAGUAUAACUUCAGAUCUGCCGCAUGUUCGCCAACAAUGCCGCAUUGUUUAUCAUCAUUAUAUUAUGGAUUAUCUUGGGAAGAAAUUAGAAAGAUACGUGAGCUUCUAUUUGGGGCAGAUGAGUUACGAAUUGCAAACUGGACGCGAAUCAGCGCUGGAUAUGGUGCUGAUUUUAAUUAAUUCAUUUCCAAUUAAAAUUCUAAAGAACUUCAGCGGAACUUUCUUCGUAUCAAUUGGUACACGUUUGGUCAACGAUGACGUGCCGGAAUGCCGCAAAAUGGCCGCCAAGUGCAUAACAACACUAUUACAACGCCUAGAAAAACCCGAUCGCGAUCCACUUUUCGACAUGUUGAUUCUAUGGUUUAAAGACAGAAAAGUCCAACACAAAAUGCUCGCUGCCCAAAUGUGCGGUUUACUUAUCAACGUAGAAAAAGUAAACUUUGAAUCACGCAUACCGAAACUCAUACCAGAAGUACUCAAACAAUUCGCUAGGAAUAACGAAGACGAACCUGGCAAGUUUGUACGCGCACAAAUCGAAGAAGAAGAGGGAUACAUCAAGGAGCGAAAUAAAGACCAUCAUCUUUAUCAAGUGCUGCAGAUGCUACAAAAACUAUGCGCGCAAGUACCAAACGUUUUAAAACAAACCAACGACGUAGAGAAUUUAGCAGUACGCGCCCAAGGAUUACUUUCACAUGACCACGACUGGGUACGACUUGGAGCCGCGCAAUUCCUAGGAUACGUGCUUGCUGCAAUUGACAUUCCUAAACUAUCGAAAUUAUUACUAAACAACAAAGAAGAUGAGGGUUACCUAUAUACGAAUCCAAACGAUUCGAUAAAAUCCCUCACUUUGGAUUUGAGCGCGCAGUUGGUUCCUGGCUGCACAAAAACAGAUUUAGCCGAACAGGUAAUCAAGAAUCUAAUCGUCAUCGCGCGGGUGCUACAGAACGUGCCCAUAAAUAAGAAGCAAACACAAGAGGACGACCAAGAGCUGGAGAAUGAAGACGACGCUGAUGUUACCAAGCGCGUCAAUUUAUUGUGGCUGGUCAAACGAGUCCGACGCAUUAUUAACAUGGAAGUUGUUGAGAAUACGACUUCGACUGCACUCAGGACGGAAUUAUUCAAAUUUAUCGCCGCGCUGUUGACAGUCAUCGAUAUUAAUAUCCUACGCCCGAUUAUACAUCAUCUAUUAGCGCCUUUAGUGCGUGAAAUAGUCACUAAAGAAAAAAGCACUGAAGAAUUAAUACAAUUAAGUCAAGAAGUAUCAGCGAUAGUCAAAAGUAAAAUUGGUAAAGAUGAAUAUACAAGGCUAUUGGCAACUAUCGAAGGUCAGUUGACAAUAAGACGCGCGGAAAGAAAGCGAAAUCGCACGCAACUAGCAGUCACAGACCCCGAGUUAUACGCAAAGAAGAAGAUCAAACACAACGAAAAAAAGGAGUUGAAGAAGAAAAAGAUCAGUCGUAGUAAAGGGUUAUUUGUGGGUACCAAGGGUGGCAAGAAGAAGAAAAGUGUCGAAAUCGACGCGGAUGAUUAGCAAAGUGUGCUGCACCUUGUAUAAAGUAAAUUUAAGUUGUUAACCUUCUCGGCGCGUGCGGCGUGUGCCAAGAAAAGUGUUCGCGUUUCGCGACGCGUUUAGUCGACCGUCGACACCAGACUCAGACGCAGACUUGCAUUCAAAUUACGCAUAAGACUUCUAGUUUUACAGAAACGAGUUAGUUUACGAUGAAAAUCGCGUUUUUCAUGGCGUUGUGGAUGGUGUUUGUGGCCGUGUGCGCUUACGAUCCGAACGAUAAGGGCGUCGGCGACGUGCUGCCGCCGGAGGGUACCUUCGAGGCGUUCUAUCCGCGCGGCGAGGGCACCGGCUCGUCGCGGGCGGCGCACUCACACGGCAGCUUCUACAAGCAUCGCAAUCCGGCGCUGGUGGAUGCCAAGAACGCCGCCGCGUACGGCUUUCGCUUCGACGGCGGGCGGCGAUUCAAUUACGAUUGAUGCUCGAGUGUCUUAGUCAAUCAAUAAACGCCGAAGAAGGAAAAACUAGCUUUUAAGUUAUAUUGUGAGUUUUGUAGCAAAUAAACAUAAAUAAUUGUUUGUAAAUUUA
Molecule: messenger RNA, 8804 nt
Organism: Dalotia coriaria
Lineage: Eukaryota; Metazoa; Arthropoda; Insecta; Coleoptera; Staphylinidae
Product: small subunit processome component 20 homolog
Cellular component (GO): 90S preribosome; small-subunit processome; nucleolus
Source: RefSeq, a predicted model, not a curated record